AUGCCCCCCCAGUCCAUCCGACGGCUGACUAAUUAUCUUUACCAGCACUUAAAACGCCAGGUGAUUCUCAGAGAUAUAAUGACCGCGUUCCACCAUUUGAUUCGAUUCGAAGCUGCCGAAGAGGAAGGCAUUUUUUUCGCCGAUUUGGGCCCUGGCGCGGAUGGGCCGCCUCGUAUAGGAGAAUCUAUUGCUGCGUAUAGUACAAUUGGCGACUUGUUAGACAAACGAGACUCAAAGACAGCGGUCAUUCAACGGCUUCUCGCACCACUUCCUCGCGACGAUAUCCCUAUAUAUUGUGUAGGACUCAACUACUACAGCCAUGCAAAGGAAGCUAGACUCACAAUCCCGUCGUAUCCUCCGCUUUGGACAAAACCGACAGCAGCGCUUGCUCAACCUAACGAAGACAUACAAGUCAAUGAUUUUUGUGCUCAAAGCUUGUUGGAUUACGAGGGAGAACUGGUGGUUGUCACUUCGAAAGAGUGCAAGGAUAUUACAGAGAAUGAGGCCAAGGAUUACAUCCUAGGUUACACCGUCGGAAAUGACAUAUCUUGCCGAAAAUUCCAGCGUCAGAGUAACUCGGGUGGCCAGUUCUUCUACGCCAAGGCAUUCGACAAGUUUGCGCCUAUUGGUCCAACACUGAUCAGCCCGGAAGCUUUUGCAGCCUUGCCUUCGGCCCAGGUCGUUACCAAGGUAAAUGGACAGAUUCGUCAAACAGCAGACUUGAAGAACGACAUGAUUUUCUCGCCAGCAAAAAUUCUCAGCCACAUGAGCCAAGGUACAACUAUCCCCGCAGGAACGGCCAUUAUGACAGGUACUGCAGCAGGAGUCGGUGUCUUUCUUCAGCCUGCGGCAUUUCUCAACCAUGGUGACAUCGUGGAAAUCUCCAUGGACAAGGUUGGCACUCUUCGGAAUAAGUUUCACUUUCAGAUCUCGCGAACUACGCAAAUAAUCGUGUUCUUGCAGCAUACUAUAAUAGGAUUUAUAACAAUGUGGCUAUCACUAGGAUAA
Messenger RNA from Akanthomyces muscarius, 1008 nucleotides. RefSeq lists its product as uncharacterized. The record is from RefSeq and is a predicted model, not a curated record. Gene Ontology annotation, molecular function: acetylpyruvate hydrolase activity. The transcript has 8 exons. Bases 1 to 1008 code for a protein of 335 amino acids. Lineage: Eukaryota; Fungi; Ascomycota; Sordariomycetes; Hypocreales; Cordycipitaceae.